CUGGCGAUGCAUGGGUGUCUGUCCUGCGGGGUGGGAACGCGAGGAGGUAUCAGCUGUGAGGAGAGACUGAGAGGAAGAGUGUUGGUGUUGAGACGUGAAGAGAGAGAGAGUGAGAGAGAGAGAGCCGAACAAAGCCACUCUCACUUUCACACGCCACCACCUGCGCCGCGACUGGUGUUACAGAUGAAGGCAGCACUCAUUCUCGCGGUCCUCGGGGUGGCCUCUGCCGGGAACCGGUACGGACACGGCGGCGGCGGUACCGUGACUACUGUUGUGAGUCACGGCGGGGGCCAUGGCGUGGGCGGUGGCGUGGGCGGUGGCGUGGGCGGUGGCGUGGGCGGCGGCGUGAUCGUGGGCGGACGUGGCGGCUACGGCAGCAACGACUACCUGGUUGAUCUGAGCUACGGCUACAGCGACUACCACUUCUCCUGGAGGCACGACGGAGGCAGGAAGUACGACGGCCAGAGUGCCAACUACUACUGCAAGUCCCUGGGCUACGGAUGGCAGGGCGUCAGCAUCGAGACUCCCUAUGAGGACGCCAUCAUCUCCAAGAUCAUCUACCAUGACAACGUGAAGUACAUCUGGACCAGCGGCUACAGGAGCGGCUACUCCUUCCAGUGGGGCUCCGGCAACCCAUUCUACGGCAUCAACUGGUCUUACACUGGCAGCCAAGGCAAGCCCCAGCCAGACAACGCUGAGAACGGCAAGGAAUACUGUCUGGCCGUGCUCAACAACUUCUACAACGACGGUAUUAAGUGGCACGACGUCGCCUGCCACCACGAGAAGCCCAUCAUCUGCGAGCGUCCCCGUGUGUAUGGCGGCUACGGCUCCUCCCACGGCUCCGUCGGCGGCGGCUCCACUGGGGCUCACAAUGCUGGUGUUGGUGGUGGUGUUGGUGGUGGUGUUAGUGGUGGUGUUAGUGUUGGAGGUGGUGCCUACGGUCGCUAAGUGUGGAUUGACAUGCAAGCUCCAUGAUUUGAAACACCAGUCUGCUCCCACCCCGGCCAUCUGCUACUACAGUGCUGCUUUCCCUCUUCUCUUGUUUUUUCCUCCUUUUUUGUUUGUCUUGUUACCGUCACGUGAUUUCUGUGUCGUGGCGUCUCUCAAGCACUUAAUAAAUGAGUUGUGUA
Messenger RNA from Portunus trituberculatus (swimming crab), 1130 nucleotides. Its product is annotated as shematrin-like protein 2. The record is from RefSeq and is a predicted model, not a curated record. Bases 7 to 948 code for a protein of 313 amino acids. Lineage: Eukaryota; Metazoa; Arthropoda; Malacostraca; Decapoda; Portunidae. The transcript has 6 exons.